Messenger RNA from Dichomitus squalens LYAD-421 SS1, 1984 nucleotides. Its product is annotated as beta-lactamase/transpeptidase-like protein. Bases 9 to 1784 code for a protein of 591 amino acids. The transcript is spliced from 5 exons. Lineage: Eukaryota; Fungi; Basidiomycota; Agaricomycetes; Polyporales; Polyporaceae. The record is from RefSeq and is a predicted model, not a curated record.
CCGUCAUCAUGGCUCGCUUGUCCCUCCUAUAUGCCUUCCUGAUCAUAACAGCGACAUGGAGGGUGUCCCAGGCAAAGCAGGAGACCUUCUUUCUGCCUGACAAUAACGCCGCACAGUUGUACUUUACCGACACUCUGCUACCACCACAGCUUUUGUCGUACGUAGACGAGAUCAGACAGAACGGCACCAUUCCUGGUAUCUCCAUUGGCGUUGUGCGUCUUGGGAAGAACAAGGAGCCCAUCAUACAACUUGCGUCGUCUGGAAGGAAGACUGAGGAGGGAAACGGACACGAUCUCACCCCAGAUACGCUGUUUUGUCUUGCUUCAUGCUCAAAAGCGUUUCUUGCAACGUCUGUCGGGCUGCUCAUGGAAGACUAUGCUACUGCUCAAAAUGUGACCCCUCUGCCUUCCGGUCUGACCCGCUUCGACUGGGAUACGAAAGUGAUAGAUAUCGUCCCCAAAGAGCUAGAAUGGGGUUUGCAUGAUAUAGGGGGAGACGAUUGGGCCACACGCAAGGCGAGCAUUGCCGAUAUCCUGGGCCAUGUGAGUGGUCUCCCGAGGCACGACCACAGCUACAGACUUGGCGACACUCCUGAAGAUAUCGUGCGCCGUAUGCGUUUGCUCCGGACUUCGUACGAGCUGCGCGAGAUAUGGUCCUACAACAACCAAUUCUACGUCCUCGGGGCUUACCUCGUUUCGCACUACGCCAACACGUCCUACUCUGACUUCGUCGAACGGCGCCUCUUCAAGCCACUCGGCAUGACCACUUCCACCUUCUCGCCCUCCGCUGCGAACUCCUCGGGGCUGCUUACAGAUACCUGGGCCAAGUUCGGUCGACAAAUUCCCUUCUGGUUCGACGACAGUGUUGGCGAACUCAAGGCGGGGGCUGGUGGCGUCAUCUCCAGCGCGCAGGACAUGGUCAAGUGGCUUGCAGUGUUAUUGAACGAAGGACAGCACCCGGCGACGAAUAAGACGGUGAUCCCGAAGAGCGUGUUCGAUGCGGUCACGACUUCGCGAUGGAUAGUGUCUGGCAAGCCGGCCGGCCCUAUUCGCGACAGCAUCGUCGGCUACGGCAUGGGCUGGAUGCGGUCCAAUUAUGGGGACGUCGAGGUCGUGGAGCACACCGGAGGCAUUCCAGGCUUCUCGACGCUUGUUGCGUUCGUGCCUCAGCGCAACCUCGGCGUUGUCAUCUUGAGCAAUGCGAACGAGAAAGCCGUUUGGAACUCCAAGAUACUCAUGCGGAUACUAGAUGACGUCCUUGGCUCCAAGACGUCUAUGACAGCGGUCUAUAGUUCGCAAGCUGAGGCGGAGCGGUCCCCCACGAUGGAGCUCACGUCCCCGUCUCUCGCCCUAGAGGAUUACACCGGGCUGUACACUGCCCCAGGCUACCUCCCCAUCCGUCUCUGCUCGAAAGAGAUCCACUCCAAGCACUGCAGAGACGUGAUCUCCGACUUCGCCGCUAUACAUAACUCCUCCACACUCGAGAGUAGCCUCUACGCAGCCUUCCCCGCCGUCUGGGCAUCGCACGUUCGCCUCAGCCACUUCUCCGGGGAUGUGUUCAACAUCACGUUCACGGCGCUGUUCCCGAACGGCUACGGACAGAACACGACGGCGUUUGAGACCGCAGAGACCGGUGAGAGCGAGGGAUGGGUCGAGUUCAAAGUGGCAAAGGGUGAGGUGGAGGGCUUUUCGCUCGUGAUCGAUCAUGCGGCUUAUGAGUCGAGGAAGAGGAAGAUUGGAAGUGAGCUGACUGAGACGGGGGAUGCAUGGUUCGCGAAGGCUUGAGGGUGGGAUCCGGACAGUCUAGAAGAGAGCAAUGUGCCUAUCAUCGGCGACGUGCACUAUACGGCUCUGCUCUACCGCUAUGCAUCGCAGGUGUCGCUGAAGGCCCUUGGGGCUAGUGACAAGGGUGUUGAGCACGACAAUAGAACGUAUUAGCACAGAGUAAUCAUUUUAGAACCGCGGUACCGAAGUGGGGUGGUUCA